AUGGAUACUACUGGAGCAUUCAUGUUACAACCCCUUAAACAACUUAAUGCUAGGGCAGAGACUAGGACUCAAACAAAGGAUAUCACGAUAAAAGAGAUGAGAUUGAGCAGGAACUAUGACGUCAUGAGAAGCGAUGCUGCUUCUGUGAAGUUCUGGAAGGUUCUAGGAGAGUCAUGUGAUGUGAGAGCGUCUAAGUCUGGAGUUGGGAUUUCGGUAAUGGUAGCGAUAGGUUCCAUGCACCACAAGUCAUCUCCACUAUUUCUUUCAGUUCUGUGGAAUGAAAAUGAGGUGUGGAUUCCUGAAAACUUUGUACACCAAGACAAGCCCAAAGUUAAGUAUGAUGAAUGGCUACAUUUGAUCAACUCCUUUGCUUUUUUUCCAUGGUGUUGGUGUACUGUAUUGUGCGAUGAGGAGAAUAUAAUCAAUAUCAUUAAGGAGCAGGGCAAAAAGCAAGAACUUGCUGCUUUGAGUGAAGCGAAGAAAGUUGCUUUUAAAAUAACAAAAUUACCAAUGUUGCCUGAGGAGCUUGAAUUGCCCCCUUGGGCAAGUUGGUCUUGGAAAAACUCUUAUCUUCUUGAGAAUGUGCAUGAGUCUCAAGACGUACUGAUGGGCAGCUUGAAGAUGCUGUGUACAGCCCCUGUGGUGACUGCAUACUCCACUAGACUGGUGGUCUUAGGCCUUGAAUUAAUUUUAAGGGAUUCAUGCAUGAUUAAAGUAGAUCAUGCUCGUGCUGAUGUGAUAAGCACAGUUGUGGGUCUUAUUAAGAUGACAACAAAUGUCAGUCUGGUUGAUGAGCAGCAGGCUGAGGAGGAGAGAGAUAAUGGGGUGGCUGAGGAGGAGAGAGACAAUAGAGAGGUUGAGGAUGGGGGGGAGGAGGGAGACAAAAAAGAGAGAGAGAAUGACAAGAAUGAUGAUUGA
Molecule: messenger RNA, 918 nt
Organism: Suillus clintonianus
Lineage: Eukaryota; Fungi; Basidiomycota; Agaricomycetes; Boletales; Suillaceae
Exons: 6
Coding region: 1-918 (305 amino acids)
Source: RefSeq, a predicted model, not a curated record